Otolemur garnettii (small-eared galago) is the source of this 2109-nucleotide messenger RNA. RefSeq names its product Ras association domain family member 2 (gene RASSF2). The transcript is spliced from 11 exons. Gene Ontology annotation, cellular component: cytoplasm; nucleus. Gene Ontology annotation, biological process: regulation of non-canonical NF-kappaB signal transduction; positive regulation of JNK cascade; signal transduction. The coding region runs from base 202 to 1182 and encodes 326 amino acids. The record is from RefSeq and is a predicted model, not a curated record. NCBI's taxonomy places the organism in Eukaryota, Metazoa, Chordata, Mammalia, Primates, Galagidae.
UGUAGGAAGCAGAGAACCGGAUCAGCCCCCCACCUGCCGGGAUGGGCAGCGUGUCUCUGCAGAGCUGAGAGACCAGCCUCUCAGGCGGGAGAGUGAGAGCAGCAAAGGACACAGGCCUCAGGCCCUCCGGUAAUGAUUGGACUGGAAGGAAGUGUGACUUCCCCUUGCGCAGGCUUCUUCUGAUGAAAAGAGAAAGGAAGAAUGGACUACAGUCACCAAACUUCCCUGGUCCCAUGUGGACAAGAUAAAUACAUUUCCAAGAAUGAACUUCUCUUGCAUCUGAAGACCUACAACUUGUACUAUGAAGGCCAAAAUUUGCAGCUCCGGCACCGAGAGGAGGAAGACGAGUUCAUCGUGGAGGGGCUGCUGAACAUCUCCUGGGGCCUGCGCCGGCCCAUCCGUCUGCAGAUGCAGGAUGACAACGAGCGCAUCCGUCCCCCUCCGUCCUCUUCUUCCUGGCACUCCGGCUGUAACCUAGGGGCCCAGGGCACCACCCUGAAGCCCCUCACGGCACCCAACAUUCAGAUCUCAGAGGUGGAUACACCGCCCCAGAGCGACCAGACGCUGAGCCCCACAGAUGCCAGAGGUCUGAAGCCCCUGCCGGAAGACACCCCACAGCUGAUGCGCACACGCAGUGAUGUUGGGGUGCGUCGCCGUGGCAAUGUGAGGACACCUAGCGAUCAGCGGAAAAUCAGACGGCACCGCUUCUCCAUCAACGGCCAUUUCUACAACCAUAAGACAUCGGUGUUCACGCCAGCCUAUGGCUCCGUCACCAACGUCCGCAUCAACAGCACCAUGACCACCCCGCAGGUCCUCAAGCUGCUGCUCAACAAAUUCAAGAUUGAGAACUCAGCGGAGGAGUUUGCUUUGUACGUGGUCCACACCAGUGGUGAGAAACAAAAGCUGAAGACCACCGAUUACCCUCUGAUUGCCCGAAUCCUCCAGGGACCAUGUGAGCAGGUCUCCAAAGUGUUCCUCAUGGAGAAGGACCAGGUGGAGGAAGUCACCUAUGAUGUGGCCCAGUAUAUAAAGUUUGAGAUGCCUGUCCUUAAAAGCUUCAUUCAGAAGCUCCAAGAGGAAGAAGACCGAGAAGUAAAGAAGCUGAUGCGCAAGUACACUGUCCUGCGGCUGAUGAUCCGGCAGAGGCUGGAAGAGAUAGCAGAGACCCCAGCAACGAUCUGAGCUGCAAGAAUGAGGGACCCAGACACCCUAGGAGCCACCCUUGAUUGACAUGAGCAGACCCCCAGGAGUCUGGGCACUUUCUUUCCACAGAAAUGUUUAAGUACAAACCUCUCCAGCUCCAGACAGGCCACUGUUUUGCUCCCUGGAGCAGGACGAAGAAGUCGGCAGACAACUCCCCAUCCCUGGAUCCCUGCUGUCUUUUCUUUCCCUUGCAAGGACUUGACUUUUGUUAUAAGGAGGACCCCACGUGUGUGUGUCCAUAGGUGCAUGCACACACAUGUCCAUGUGCCUAGCUGAUAUUUUCACAUGUAAUUAACUUCCAAGAAACCAGCACUCCUGUGUUCUGGUUUUCCCUUGCUGCGCGAGGCAGGAAAACCAGAGGAGACGCUGAGCUGAGGGUUUUAAGUCAAAGAAAACCCCAAGUGCCAGGGAGCAGGCACAUAUGUUUAGAAGGGGCAGGGGGAUCUUCACGCUUACCACUUGGGGUGUUUAUGUAUUAGUAUAAAUUCUCCCCAUAUACCUAGAAGGAUCAGUGAAUGUGAGACCCUUGGAAAUUAACAGAAUAACAGCCCCGUUACCCUUAGGGAAAGCCUGAUGGAAAGAAAAAGAUAACCCAUCCGUGGGGCAGAUGCAAUAAGCCCACAAGUUCUUACACUGGAAACUUUGAUUGUUUUACAUAAUGAAGAUGUCUGUGAUGGUCUGUGUGGACACCUGUGAAGAGUGGAUUCUGCCUUCGUUCCAUCCCCUGGCCACCUCUAGCAAACAGGGGAGUCUGUGUGUUUCUCUCUGCGUGCCGAGCUGCCCACCCGUUUCUUCACUAUUUCCUCAAGUUGAAGGACAAGGUCUCAGGAACAAAGAUCUUGCCAGUGUGCAAAUGAUGCUGACCAGCCAGUGUGGCCAGAGCAUGGCUCUUUCUGGGGUGGUGCC